AAAAAAAGCGAUUUGUUGUUUUGAUAGCAUGUGAGCCCUGGAUGCUUGAAAACAAGUGAAAGAUAUUCAGAAUCUAAUCAAAUUAUAUCAUCUGAUGCUUUAAUUAGAGCCUAUUCUCUCUUCCUCUCCGUCUAUAUAUGUAUGUAUAUAGAUUACUAUCCACUACUGUUUUAAUGGAUAUCUUAUUGGAAGGGCUACAUAGUCACUAUUUCAAAAUAUAUGAACUCCGCGUAACACCUAUGGCAAAACAUUUCAGCACUCAGGUAAAAUUCAUUUUUUGCCACAAAAUUACUUAAAAACAGGCCAGAACUUUAUAUAGCUCUUGUUAAAGGUUGAGUAGCUGGGAUAAUAAUGAAACAAAAAGAUGCAGCAGGACUCCAUUUCAAAGAGAUAGAGUGUGCGUGCCCAACUUCAGAGUAAGAAACCACUAGAGCUUUGUCAAGCAAGUUGGAGAUGGAGGGAGAUUAGUUCCUGUUCCAAGCCUCAGUGAAGCUGACAAAUAUCAACCUCUAAGUCUGGUGGUAAAAAAGAAGCGAUGCUUUCUGUUUCCUAGAUAUAAAUUUACUUCAACACCUUUUACACUGAAAGAUAUUCUCCUAGGAGACAGAGAAAUUUCAGCUGGUAAGUUUAAAUGUUUGGGAGUGCCAACUCAUUCAUCUGUAUUAUUGGCAACCUAAACAUAGGUCAUAUAUGCUACUUACAUUAGUGAUACACAUUUUCAAUGAUUAAAGCAACUUUUAUUAUGAUGGUAGUAUAAUAACAUUAUUAAGAUUAACAACGCCAAAAGUUUGUAUAAUAUCAAAUCUCUUAUUGGUCAAAUAAUUUUCAAAUCUAUCAAUUAUUUUAUAAAUUGUUUUAACCAAAUCAACUUAGAAUAUGGCAUAUUUCUUCAUCUAUAAAAUGGGAUAUUAUUUGGGCUUACCUGUGUUAUAUGGUCAAAUGAGAUGAAAAUAAUUUGUAUUUAUUUUUUACAAUUCAAUUAUUACAAUUGGUAAACUGAAAUGUAUUUGAAGGGUAGGUUAUAUAAUAAGCUGAUAUUUUAAUGAGUUACUGCUUAUAAACGCUUAUUUUUUCUUUUAAUUGCCCAGUGGAUCUUGAUGCUUAAGAAGUUCUGUUGGCUGAAUAGAAAAUUUGAGUUCCUUUUAAGAAUUCUGGUUAUGUGUUUCUUUUUGUUGUAAGAUUAAUUGAAUUACUACUUUAAAUCUUGGUGAGUCAUGUUGCCUUUCUCUAACAUUUGGGUAAUGGAGUCUUCAAUUGUAAAUUAACAUAUUACUAUAUAUAAUCUACAUGAGAUAAAGAUGUUUAAAAAAUACUGGGUUUCUUCUUAUAAAGGUAUUUCAUCUUAUCAAUUACUGAAUUAUGAAGAUGAAUCAGAUGUUUCACUCUAUGGAAGGCGAGGUAACCAUAUUGUAAAUGACGUUGGGAUUAACGUUGCUGGAUCAGAUUCCAUUGCAGUGAAAGCUUCAUUUGGUAUAGUAACCAAACAUGAAGUGGAAGUAUCAACAUUACUCAAAGAAAUUACUACACGAAAAAUUAACUUUGACCACAGCUUGAUACGUCAGUCAAGGAGCAGCAGAAAGGCAGUAUUGUGUGUGGUCAUGGAGAGCAUCCGAACCACACGACAGUGCUCACUGUCCGUGCAUGCUGGAAUUCGAGGGGAAGCAAUGCGGUUUCACUUUAUGGAUGAACAGAAUCCCAAGGGAAGGGACAAAGCUAUUGUUUUCCCAGCACAUACAACCAUAGCUUUCAGUGUUUUUGACCUCUUCAUAUACCUGGAUGGUGCCUUUGACCUUUGUGUCACUUCAGUGUCAAAAGGAGGAUUUGAAAGGGAAGAAACGGCAACAUUUGCACUGCUGUACAGGUUGAGAAAUAUCCUAUUUGAAAGAAAUAGAAGAGUGAUGGAUGUCAUUUCUCGUUCACAGCUUUACUUGGAUGAUCUUUUUUCUGACUACUAUGACAAACCUCUCAGCAUGACUGAUAUUUCACUCAAAGAAGGGACCCAUAUCCGAGUUAACUUACUUAAUCACAGCAUUCCCAAAGGGCCUUGCAUACUCUGUGGAAUGGGGAACUUCAAAAGGGAGACAGUUUAUGGGUGCUUUCAGUGUUCUGUUGAUGGUCAGAAAUAUGUGAGACUUCAUGCAGUUCCUUGUUUUGAUAUUUGGCACAAGAGGAUGAAAUAAAAUGAAAAAUGAA
This is a messenger RNA of Pongo pygmaeus (Bornean orangutan), 2193 nucleotides long. It is a transcript of the gene PJVK, whose product is annotated as pejvakin. Gene Ontology annotation, cellular component: cytoplasm. Bases 1299 to 2180 code for a protein of 293 amino acids. Gene Ontology annotation, biological process: programmed cell death. NCBI's taxonomy places the organism in Eukaryota, Metazoa, Chordata, Mammalia, Primates, Hominidae. The transcript has 6 exons. The record is from RefSeq and is a predicted model, not a curated record.